CUCCGCACCUGCUCUUCCUCUUCUUGCUCUCUUUACACACCGACUCUUCUCCAGCAAGUGAUGUCUGUCGGAAUCACCCACCAGCGGACCGGCCCGUCAUCACCACCGCCAUCCUCUUCUUUCCAACCGUGCGCCAAAGCGCGUCUGCAUGAGGGAAUAACGGGUCUUAUGAGCUGAGUUGAAUUGUUGUGUCGUCUGGGGGGGAAGAGAGGAGGAAACACUUCAGUUUCAGCCGAGAGGAGACUCCGGAGCGACGGGCCGGGGGGAGGCAAGACGGAGCGUUCUGGGAGUUUAAAUGAGAGAAGCCGCUUGGACUUCCGAUGUGCUAGCUACCUAACCCGAAGAAGACAGAAUAGCGGGCUUGGACAGCAGUCGUCUCGGACGGAGUUGGCAGGCGGGAGCGGAGCGGAGCGGAGGAGCUCGUCCGGGGGAUGCGCUGUUGCGUCGGACUGAGCGGGAGGGCGCACCGCACGGAUGUCCCCCUUCUCCUAACUUCACCACAGCCAUGAAAUCGGUCUUUUUCAGCCGCUUCUUCAUCCUCCUGCCCUGGGUACUCAUCGUCAUCAUCAUGAUCGACAUUGACACCAAGAGGUCAGCCCGGACUCCGGCGCUGGUUGGCCGGGGCGGGCGGGCGCAACGAACCGCUGCCGCCGCCGCCGCGCCGCCGGGUGGGGGAAACCGCUCCGCCCUGCCGGUGAUCUACGCCAUCACCCCGACGUACACCCGGCCGGUGCAGAAGGCGGAGCUGACGCGGCUGGCCACCGCCUUCCGGCAGGUCCCGCGGCUCCACUGGAUCAUCGUGGAGGACUCGGCGGCGCGCACGGAGCUCGUGGCGCGCCUGCUGGCCCGCUCCGCGCUGCCUUACACGCACCUGCACGUGUCCACGCCGCGCCGCUUCAAACGGAGCGGCAUGCCGCGCGCCACCGAGCAGCGCAACGCGGCGCUCGCCUGGCUGAGACGACACCGCGCGGACGGGGCGGGCAGCGGCGUGGUGUUCUUUGCGGACGACGACAACACGUACAGCGUGGAGCUGUUCGACGAGAUGCGUGGGACGAGAGGUGUGUCGGUGUGGCCCGUUGGCUUUGUGGGUGGGAGGGCAUACGAGCGCCCCCUAGUGUCUGGAGGUAAAGUGGUGGGCUGGUAUACAGGCUGGAGACCAGACAGACCCUUCGCCAUCGAUAUGGCAGGUUUUGCCGUGAACCUCCAGGUAAUCCUGGCAAACCCACGGGCACAGUUUAAGCGGCGUGGCUCCCAGCCGGGAAUGCAGGAGUCUGACUUCCUCAAGCAGAUCACCAAGGUCACCGAGUUGGAGCCCAAGGCCAACAACUGCACCCGGGUGCUGGUUUGGCACACUCGCACAGAAAAACCACACCUUGGAAAUGAGCCCAAACACCGGAAAGACAACGUGGUCAUCGAAGUCUAAAGAAGACAAGAGCCGAGGAUGAACGUCGCUGGCUGAUCCGGCUGUCUGUCAUCUCUAGGGCGGGACUUGGCAGUGUGUGACGGACAGCGCCCGGCUCCCCAGCGUUAUUCCCAUCGAACAACCCAGAAAUGUUGCAUGAUUCAGGACCAUCACCCAUCUGUGAAAUUUGCUUUACGAGGACUUGUAACAGUAGGAUUGGUUUUCUAGUCCACUCAGGCACGAGUUUUGUUUUAUAUAAUGGGGUGAUUUUUUUUUGUGUGUGUCUCCAUUUUGCCAUCCAAGAAUUGUUGAUGUAAAAAUAAAAAACAUGGUAAAAGUUCAACUAAACUGAAACAAUCUGAA
Molecule: messenger RNA, 1765 nt
Organism: Lampris incognitus (smalleye Pacific opah)
Lineage: Eukaryota; Metazoa; Chordata; Actinopteri; Lampriformes; Lampridae
Gene: b3gat2
Product: beta-1,3-glucuronyltransferase 2 (glucuronosyltransferase S)
Exons: 4
Coding region: 506-1423 (305 amino acids)
Biological process (GO): chondroitin sulfate proteoglycan biosynthetic process; carbohydrate metabolic process
Cellular component (GO): Golgi membrane
Molecular function (GO): galactosylgalactosylxylosylprotein 3-beta-glucuronosyltransferase activity
Source: RefSeq, a predicted model, not a curated record